Molecule: messenger RNA, 3441 nt
Organism: Schistosoma spindalis
Lineage: Eukaryota; Metazoa; Platyhelminthes; Trematoda; Strigeidida; Schistosomatidae
Source: the annotation of a GenBank genome assembly
GAUUUAAGUCCAAGGUCCAACGACAGCGGUCCAAGGGCAACGACACUGUGGUUUUGCGACACUUUUUUGAGCUGAUUUUUUAUAUUUGCUUUCUGCACAUAAAAAAUCGAAAUAAAUUGUAAAUAAGUUUGAUAACUUGGUGGUUUUAAACUCAAAUUAUGGAUUUGACAAACGGAACUAUGAUUUAGAAUUGUUUAAAUCCGUAUAACACUUUAGUAAGAGCUCUCCUCUGUUCUUUACGAAAGUCACCUCGAAUUUUUCUAUCUUUAGUUAUGAUCGAUAUUAUAAUAUAUUUGAUGCUUUCGGCAUAAGUUUUGUGUGCUUGUUUACUGUCUUCAAACCUGAUUCUUCUUUUGAUUUCAUUAUUAUUUCUAUUAAAACUGCAGUAUAACUAUCAAAUAAGGAACAAUUGUUUCUUUUUUAUGAACUUAUACAGACGCUUGUUGUGAUGAGCAAAGUAGUUAGUCAGAUUACUUCCUCAGAAAUUCGGAAUAUGUUAGUAAAAGACAUGCAUAAGCCAUACAAUGUCGGUCACAGUUGUCUUAGAAACAUCCCUUAUAUCUGAUGUAACCACAGAGUUUCUUAUUUCCGAAUGGGGGUAGAUAUCUUAUGUAGAGUUAGGAACCCGAUUAAUGAUGCUGCGGAAUAUAAUUGACUGAUAUGGUCAAGAUGUGCGUUACAUAUUCCUCAUAACCGCGUACCCCAUUGUAUAAUAUUUAACAUUCUUAUUUGUUAGGUAAGGUACAUGGUUGCACAAUUCAAAACAGUUGGUGAAGUGUUUGAUCGCUGUCUCGAGCCACAUUCAGGUAAUACUGUCAACCAAUGCUUGACUAUGGCGGGUGAAAUAGUGCAGACACUUUCCUCUGUAUGUUUUGUUCAGUGCUAUUUCCUACUCUCAUUCUUCUAUCUCACUCGUUUCUCCUUAAAUGUAUUCCGGAUGUUCAAAUUUCCACUGCCUUGGAAAUUAUUUACCAUGUUUUGUCUUUCAUCCUGUUAAUUUGUUCUUUCUGACUUGAUGCGUGGUAACUUAAGUUACCGUUCUGUUCAAUUGAGCGGACGGCUCCAUGUUGGUAACAAGGGACUUGAGUUAAUCGAGAUUAAUAGACUUAGUUUCUGAUUUUUUUUCAUAGAUCUUGAACCAUUAUGUGUUUGAAAAAUUUAGCUUUGUGCUUUGCUUGAAAUAGUAGUUUUAUAACAGCUGUUCUUCAAAUAGUCCACGUUGAUAUAGGUCAGCUGACUGGUAUACUAUUGGAAUAUUACUCAGAUAAUGUCGUACAAAGAACUCUACUACUACCACUUAAUCAACUGUCCUACUUAAAAAUGUUGCGUAAAAAUCUACAGCAACCUUACUGAACAAGUAUUUUCCUUUCAAGGACAUACUGGGUUAUCUUGCUUUUGGUUACGAUUUUAAAACAAUCCUUAUAGAUCAUACCUUGUUCUAAAUUACGCUUAAUCAGGAAUUGUUUUCUGUUCAAUUAAUUCAUAACAUUUUUUGUUCUUUUUCGUUAGCAUUUUCUACAUAUAUUUCAUUUAGGCAGUUGAGUUAUUUUCAAGCAAUUUGCUGGUGUUCUUGUUAAAAUUUCUUUAAACUAACAUAGAAUACGAUAAUCUAGUGGUUCGCAUAACAACUGAUAAUGCUGUUUCGAAUUUUUUUUUAGAAAUUCACACUGAUUUUUUAAAAAUUCUGUUGAACAACCUUGUCUAUCUUACUAGUCGUAGUAGCAUGUCAUCAAUCAUGUCAAAUUUUCUCUACGUGAUCUGUAUGUUUGCUUUUACUUAUGUCGUAGAAAGUUCUUGGAAUGUUACUAUAAAUCAUAAUCCGAAUUGUAACCUUUCGAAAGGAUGUGACAAAUAUGAUGUGAUAUACAUUAAUGGUCGUAAUUUAACAUCUUCAGUACAUGUGUUUAUAACAGCAUCAGAACGCUUUUCUCUCCCAUCAAUUUUGAUUAUUCACAGUUCAUCAGCUGAAGCUAAUCCUGUAAUAGAAUGGGAGAAUUUGAAUAUUUCUUCUGGAAAAAGAUUAAAUAUCGGUAAUGUGACCCAGUCAUAUGCUCUUGUAUUUUACAAAAUGCUUGAAUAUAAUGAUUUAUCUGACGACGUAAACAUGUCCAUUUAUCCUCAAAAUUCUGAUCAAAUUCGAAUCCACCAUUUAAAUGAAUAUAACUGGAAGCGUAAUUCAAACAACGAUAGUUCGUUAUUCUUUGAAGACAAUUUAUUUGAAAUAACAUACAAUGGAACCAGUCCAAAAAUGGCUUCACCAUACGAGCAAGUUAUUAUUAAAUUUCGAAUAAGUAAUACAACUCAACAUCAUAAAGAUAUGCCACAUUUAUUAUUUAAACCUGGUUGGAUUAUUCAAUUUGAUAUUUUAUUCAAUAAUUUAACUAGUAAUUUUAAUCAAAGUCGAUUUGGUUUACAAUUAAUGAUGAUGUCAAAUUUAACUUUGGAUCCAACUGAAGAAUUUCGUAAAGAGGUUUUAUUAAGUAUUGACGAUGAAUUAACACCUGGAAAUUUUGAGAUGACCAAUAUUUUAUUAGGUGAAUCAGUAUCUAAAAUGAAUAAUAAUGAUGAACAAUAUUCAAGAAAUUCAACUCAUCCAUCCGCAUUUCUUCAAAUCAAACCAGCUUGUUUCAUUGAUAAUCAUUUACGAACCGUUCAAAAUAGUCGUAAUGUUUAUAUUGGUAAACAUCAAGAUUUAUUAGACAAUAAUAAAAUAGGAAAUGAUAAUUUAUCUCAAUUUGAUCUACUGAAUUAUUCAUUUCCAUCAAUAUUUUAUGCGGAUCGAUUAAAUCCUAAUAGUAACAAUAAUACUAACUUAAAACCUAUUAGUAUUCGUUUAUUAAAUGUAUCAUUUGGUACAUCAACUGAUGGAUUUUAUGCUAAAUCAAAAUUUAUUGUUUGGACUGCAUCGUUUGGUCUAGGCAACCCGCCUACUGAUAAUCUAUCUUCUUUAUUGAUUGGAUUAAUUAUAUUCUCGAUGCUGAUCAUCGUUAGCUCUGUAGUUUUAGGCAUUCUACUUGUCAUUGUUUUACGUCGAAAUACUGCUAUUAACAAUAAUGACAGGCAACCUAUUCUUAGUCAUUUUGUUAAUGAUCCUAUCGCUUAGAUUGAAUUUUAGCCAUUUUAUAUAUAUUGUCCAAAUUUUUGUUAUUCCGUGGGGAGAGCCACGGUGGAGUAAACAAAAAUCUGAGGAAAAAACUACAAAUCCCAUGAAUCGUUGAUUAUUAUUAUUUGAUUCUUUUAUAAUUUUUUUUAUUGUUGAUUUUGUUCUCUUGUAUUAAUUCAUUUGUGCCUUUACAAUAUGCGAAAAUCCACAUUUAAUAUAUAUACUUCUGUGAUUUGCAUUGAGAAAAUAUUGAUUAUACUGUUCUGUGUUAGCUAGAUAAUUGUGGCUGAGAAAUGGGUUAUACAAAAAAAAAUAAACCAAAAUCAGGUAGAGUGAAA